UGUAACUCACACGGGGCUUGAAGAGCCUCCCAGCUUAUCUGGUUAUAAUUACGGAGAGGUGACCUGGUUUCAGCACCGCGGCUCGUCAACAGCUCCGGCGCACAGCGGAGAUUUGGCCGGCCCCUCCCCGCCCCGUGCGUGUGACAGAGCGGGCGUCCGGGGCGCAUCCUCCGCGGCAGUUUCAGCACCAGCGACCGGCCGGAGCAGGAGCGGAGCUGUCCACCCGUUCAGCGCUCUUCUUCCGGGGGAGGACGAGGCAGCCAGGAUCCACCUUCCUCCCGGGCGAUCCGUAUUCCAGCAUGGCGUCAAAAUCCGUCGGCCUUUUCGUCCUUUUCCAGCUCCUAGCCCUGAAUGUAGUGAGCCAGAUCUCUGCCUUCCCCACACCUCCAGCCUCGGCGGAUGAUAAAACUGUGUACAAUAGACAGCUGACAGAAGAGAGACCACUACAAGAGCAGAUUGCUGAGGCGGACAGCGUGAAGGCCGCGGUGCAGUCGGCUGAGAGCAGGCGUCCCGCUGCCUCCAAGGACACCGAGUCACAGCAGGACCUGGAUGACUUAACCGUGCUGAAGUCCCUGGCCGACGGCCACAAACCAAAGGAGGCCACCGAGGUGCCGCAUAAGAGCGAGGACCAGUACGUUCCGGAUGAAUCAGACUCGACCAAGAGCCGGCGUCUGGCCGAGGACUACGACUCCACCAAGAACGGGAUGGACUACGGCAAGUACCAGGAUGACCCGGAGAGCUUCCGCCAGGUCGACGGCACUCCGCUGACAGCCGAGGACAUCGUCCAGAAGAUCGCCAACAAGAUCUACGAGGAGGACGACAGAGGCGUGUUCGACAGGAUCAUCUCCAAACUGCUCAAACUGGGGCUGAUCACAGACAGUCAGGCAGAUACUCUGGAGUACCAGGUGGCCGAAGCCCUCCAGGAUCUCAUCACUAAAAACGCCAAGAACAAUGAGAUUGAGGACGUUGAGAGCAACGACCAAGAAACCAGGGGCGAGCAGGACGACCAGGGUUCAGAUGCAAACACGGACGCGUGGGAGCCACCCAGACGGCGCUACAAUGACGACGAGGAGGAAGAGGGAGGAGAUGAGGAUGAGAUUGAGGACGAGGUGGACCGGGAUGCGGAAGAAGAGGGGGGCGACGCGGCUGACAACACCUGGGACAAAGAUGCCGAGGAGGGCAACGAGGUGAGCCCAGAAGACGGGCUCCAGGACCUGCAGUACUUCCCGAACUUCUACCGCCUUCUCAGGAGCCUCGACUCAGAACAAGACACUCAGGAGAGAGAGACCCUGAUCACCAUCAUGAAGACGCUGAUUGACUUCGUGAAGAUGAUGGUGAAGUACGGCACCAUCACGCCGGAGGAGGGGGUGUCAUAUCUGGAGAACCUGGACGCUAUGAUAGCCAUGCAGACCAAGAACAAGCUGGGCAAGUCUCUCGGACCUCCUGACUUCACCGGACCCAAUGGAAAAAUCUUGGACGAGGACGACAACACCAAAGCCGAGGCCGCCAAGAUGCAGAAGGAGUACGAGAACCUGAAAGACUCGACCAAGGAGGAGCAGCCACCAACUGAGACCAAUCAUCCCGGCAAGUCGGAGACUUAUCUGGAGGCCAUCAGGAAGAACAUUGAGUGGCUGAAGAAACACGGCAAAGACGAAGGCAAAGACGAUUAUGACCUCUCCAAGCUGAAGGACUUCAUGGACCAGCAGGUUGACUCUUACAUUGAGAAGGGCAUCAUCGCCAAGGACGAAGGCGACACCAUCAAGAGGAUCUACAGCAGCCUGUAAAGCGCCAUCGCCCAUCCUCCAACCGACCUCUGGCCUAAAACGCAGGACUGAAUCUGACACUAAGAUCUCCAACAAAACCCUGACAGCUUACAGUUAUUUCCCAUGGCAUGGUAAAAUAUAUACUGUGUAUUCAAAACUACCUGCUUAGGGGAACUUUUUCACCCUCUCAGAAAUUCCCAAAAUGUAGAAAAGGGGCUUAAUAACACAAAAUACAUCGAUAAAACAGUCAAACUACUCUUUACAGCUACCUAAUUAUAUUUGCACGUCAAGGCCGCAGAGUAAUAACCACUAGAAUGUUGUUGAGAGAGACAUAAAGAAAUAAAGUAUUUUAUGUAACCAACUCACGUCCAACUAAAUGCUAGCAUUUACUCCUACCUGACUCCUGUGGGAAAUGAAUGUUAUGAGAGUAUGAUGCUGUAGCUUCAUCAUCAACUGUCCCCAAUACAUUUUUUUGCAACAUACACAUAUAUCAAAUUGUACUCAUUCUGUGUAACAUGUCUUAGCCUAUUAUAUUUCUUUUUUUCCGGUGUAUAUGUAAUAUGUAAUGUAUUCUUGCUUUUUAUUCUACCAAAAAAUAUAUUUGUUGUGUAUCAUGUCAGUGCCCUCUGUACUCCUCUGUUCCAUUCUGCUGUAAUUCUUCUGGGGCCCACUAGGGGGCGGUGUCUGUAUUAUGGAUUCUCUCUGCAUGUCUCUGUGAGUUCAACAUUUCCAUCUCUGUAG
Chelmon rostratus (copperband butterflyfish) is the source of this 2504-nucleotide messenger RNA. It is a transcript of the gene scg3, whose product is annotated as secretogranin III. The transcript is spliced from 12 exons. Gene Ontology annotation, cellular component: secretory granule membrane. Gene Ontology annotation, biological process: protein localization to secretory granule. The record is from RefSeq and is a predicted model, not a curated record. Bases 300 to 1784 code for a protein of 494 amino acids. NCBI's taxonomy places the organism in Eukaryota, Metazoa, Chordata, Actinopteri, Chaetodontiformes, Chaetodontidae.